This is a messenger RNA of Trachemys scripta elegans, 5993 nucleotides long. It is a transcript of the gene ARMH4, whose product is annotated as armadillo like helical domain containing 4. The record is from RefSeq and is a predicted model, not a curated record. The coding region runs from base 177 to 2564 and encodes 795 amino acids. The transcript is spliced from 8 exons. Lineage: Eukaryota; Metazoa; Chordata; Testudines; Emydidae.
UGAAUAAGAAACAGGGCCGGGCUCCCCCGCCCCUGUCUCUCCUCCCAGCUCAGCCCCACUGGCCAGGCGAGCAGCCGGCGGCGGGAUGCUGAGCGCUGGCCCGGAUCGCUUCCACUGUGCCUUGGCAGUGCUGCCCGGCUGAAGGGACACGCGGGGCCCAGGACUCACUUUCUGAAAUGAUCAACUCUGCAAAUUUCUGGGCACAUCUUUCUUCCGAUAUGAGCAGAUCAAUAAGAUUUCACAUUUGCAUGGUCCUAUGCAGCAUUCUGCUCAGCUCCACCAGCCUGCAAUGUCUAACCUUUCAGAAACCGGAGAAAGACACAGUACGGGUCCAACAAACUGCACUGGCAGGGAAUGGGCUAGAAGACAAGAGGAUGAGCAUGCAAAGCUUGGAAAAUAACGUAGGCCCUUCUGAGCAAUCGACCAGUGUUGCUGUCUCAGAAGAGCCAUCUGGAGUGUCAACAGAGCCAUCUGGGACUUCAUUAAACAAGAUCUUCACUGCUAAAGGAGAAACGCAGCACACAAGUCUUAGUGAUAAUCUUUUCAUAGGCAGUCAGAGCCUCGAUGUUUACCCCCCUACAGGGUCAAUGGUUGUGGCAGAUGACAGUGAGUUCAGUCCCACUGGCUCAAGCAAAGAGUCGAGUGAAAAUGGGCUACUGAAGGCCAUGCUAACUACAGCUUUGACUACUCUCAAUCCGGACAUUGAGGCUGAUGUACUCAGUAGUUCUGUGUCCAAGACGACAGUAGGGGGUAGCACAGAGGCCGGACAUAGUUUUAUUAGCGACCUGGAUACGCACUUUUUUAGGAUGGAUGCUAUAGAAGGAGGGAAGAAGGCAGAUGGUAGUUCCGACCUCUCAGCUACACCCCAGCUUAGCAAUGAAGAAUUGCCAACUCUGCACCCCAGAACCCAAAACUUAGAAGUGGUGAGUGACUACCCCACAAGCCCUUUACUUUUGGCUCAACAAACAGCUGAUUCUGAGCCUGGAACACUGAAGCCAAAUGUAGGGAGCCCUUGGCAGUUGACAGAUGCCCGUGCCUCUGCCCUCACUGUGAAACAGACAUUUGUAUCCACUGAUGCCUCCCUAAAUUUGGAAACAAAAACGGACAGCAGCCAAGGAAGCUUGCGAGUGGCAGCUAGUGCUGUCACAGGCGCUCCAGCCGUCUCUAUACUGAGUGAUGAUUGGGAUGAUACAAAAUUAGGAACUAUAAGUCAGGUAAGAGGCUCAAAGCAUGAGGAGGAAAAACAGAACGAUGUGAUAGCGGAACCUCCUUGGACAACGGGAGGAGAGGAUGAUGAAGAUGAUGUGAAAAGAGGCAUGCCGUUUACAGCUUCUGCAUAUGCAACAACCGUGAAACUAGAAAAAAACAUGUACACUGGGCCAGCACAGGUGUCCGUGCAGGGGAAGGUGAUGCCAACAGUUUCCGCUGGCCAAACUUCUGUUUAUCUCACAAGUCCCUUGGCAGAAGCUGAAGUGACUGCUAUAAACACAAAGGAAAAUACAGAACCAGUCACAAUGGAUGAUAGGAAAAGUGUCUCCUUGUCAUUGCCAGAGACUGUUACUAUGACGGACACAAAAUCCAAUAUCUUCCUUACCCUGGGAAAUUCAUUAAAAGGUGUUACCCAAGAGACGAUGACAGCCAGUCAAGAAACUGAUGCCACCUUGCCAGUCAUGACACCAGCAUGCUUUGCUGUACACGAGACCACAAGCGAAGCAAGCGUGACAGAGGAAGAAAGCAAGGGGGCAACCCUGAUACCGACUGUUUCUAGUGUAGCCCAGCUGUCGAAAAAGUCAGAACACUCAGCCACUACUGUCGCCUUUACUGCCACUCAUUUGUCUACUGCAAAAACCCCAGAUGCCGAAGUCUUAACAGACCUGGUCACUGUCUCAGAUGAGGAAGCAGUCACUGCUCUUCCCGAAUCCUCAGAGACCCUCGCUGGAAUGAGAAUGCAGGUGGAGGAGCUGACCAGCAGAACUGCGACCGUGGCAACCCCAGCUUUGAUGGCAUCUUCUGUAAGGAGAACUGUUGUUCCAUCUGUGAGGCGGAUUAGCACAGCUGUCACCUACGGAUUGGACCGGCUGGAGUCGGAAGAGGGGGAGGAGGAGGAGGAUGAAGAAGAGGAUGAAGAAGAGGAAGAGGAGGAAGACAGAGAUACAGACUCAAUGGAGGAAAGCAUGGAGGGUGACACGGAGCUGCCAGGUUUCACUCUUCCUAGUGAAACUUCCCAGGAGCCUGUCGUUGGCAUAGGAGACUCUGCAGCCCAGCUGGCAGGAGUAUCUUACCAAGUUCCAGACACCAUUGAAUGGGAACAGCAAAACCAGGGCCUUGUGAGAAGCUGGAUGGAAAAGCUAAAAGAUAAGGCGGGAUACAUGUCUGGGAUGCUGGUUCCUGUGGGGGUUGGUAUAGCUGGAGCCCUGUUUAUCCUGGGAGCGCUCUACAGCAUUAAGAUCAUGAAUCGCCGAAGGAGAAACGGCUCCAAAAGGCAUAAAAGAAAGCAGAGGGAAUUUAACAGCAUGCAAGAUCGAGUAAUGCUCUUAGCUGAUAGCUCUGAAGAUGAAUUUUGAACCUGACUGCGGAGCCGUUGUGAUUUCCAAUGACUUUUUCAGGGGCUAGAGGAGAAGAGGGAGCAAAAGGAAGGCGUUUGUGCUGCAUCACUGCUAUCAGCCACCACGUGCCACUGUGUAGUGGUUUUUACAUCCUGGCAAAACAGGCAUGUUGUAUUCUAAAUGUAAUGCGCAAUGAUGUUUGUUUUUACACAGUAGUGAGAUUACACAUUCACACAGUGCACCUCAUUGAAAUGCAGAAUACGUAUUGUUACAGCUGGAGCCGAUACUAAUGGAUGAUGACUUUGUUUUGAUCACAGUGUAAUAUUUUUGUUCCAGCUGAUGGUAACUAAUCAUAAUUAUUGCUGUCACCUAAUUUCAGGAUGGAAACCUUCACCGAGAAUGACUUCUGUCCAAUUAGUUAACUGUAAAUGUUAUAUUACCAGAGCUAGAGUUUGUCAGUGCUAAAAUUAGCUGUUCUGCUUAAUUAACAAACUACACACUUGAACCGCCUCCCUUGUCAACAGGGAGACGCCCAAGUACAUCCAAUUAUAGACAUAAUAAUAGACUCAUUUGUACAUUCCUUGCCCCAAUUUCCCUUGUCCUUUUUAAAAAUCCUCCUUUUAACUGUGUUCCAUGUUUAGGGAAAACAUAUGGAAAUGGCAACAAAACAUGAUUCAUAGCCUAAAUAUUCAGUGUAGUUUUCGCCAGCAUUAUAACAGCACAACAAAUGCCACCGCCCGCACAUUGACAAAUGCUAAGAUGCUCUUUGCAUGAUCUCUUAGCUUUUGUUCAGUGUGCCGCUGGAAUAUCAAGCAGGCAAAAGAAACGGAAAAAGCAGGCUAGAGAGUUUUCAUCUUAAGGAGCUUGUCUGAUUAUUUGUUUGGCGUGGUUCACCUAUCAAGCGGAGCUCUGCCCUCUUAGCGGUGCUAGAGAAAUAAUAAUCGAGUGUCUGUCUCUUUUCACAAUUGGUAACUAACUCUUACAAGCGUCACAAACACCUGUGGCCCUCUGCAUCAUGGAAGGUGCAUAAUGCUGUGGCUGUGUCCUGUCAUCUGAUUGAUCAGGAAAGCAGGUGGUGUGUGGGAUACAGUACAGAAGGCAAACGUAGCACAGGCUGAGGGCUCAUGCGAAAGGAGCUCUCCUUCUCUUUAGUGCUGAAGAGGACCUCACCUGUGGCUGACAGAUUUUUUUGGACCAGAUUUAGAUCACGUUUAGAAGUUGUGCCAGCACAAGGCUGCCGUGCAUGUGACUGUAGAUGGCUCGUCAGUCACGGCUGGGGUACGUAUGGUUAUAGAUAGCAAAGGCCCCCCAUCAGUGGGGAAGGGGAGGUCAAGGCUGGGAUACAUGUGGCCAAAUAGGAAAGGUAGUCAGGGCUGCAGUAUGUGUGAUUGUGGGUGCAAUGGAGUCAGAUUGGGAACAUGUGGUCACAGGCCAAAAGGCAGCUGAGGCUGGAGUGAAGGCAGCCAUAGAUUAGGAAGUUGUUAGGAUGGGAUGCGUGUGGCCAUAGGUGGAAAGGCAAUAAAGGCUGUAGUCCAUGCGGCCACAGGGGGCUGAGGCUGGAGGAAAGUGACCUUACUGGUCAUUUCAUCAGCAAGCGUGAGCAGCAUCAACAUGUUCAGUUGAUUGCAAAAUAACACAGUGAAUUAGCAAAACACGUUUUUGGAACUGAACAGGAAAGAAGGGGCAUUGCUGCGGAGCUGGUUGGUUGAUUGGUUGUUUCGACCCAGAAUAUGUGCCAUUUAUUGUUGUUGUGUUUUAAAAAAAUGCCCCUUAUUUCCUCUGCUUUGGCGUGCCGUGAGAUGGCUAUUUCAUUCUGCAGCCAUAUUACAUUUCUGCAAAAAUCCUUAUUCCCAAGUUGGAAAUUGCCCCUAUUAGAGGGAACCUUGACUAAAGCUGCUACGAGUCGAGGAGACAAGAUGAGUCAAGUAAGGUCAGGAGGCUGCUCAUUUCUCUAGCUCGAUCCCUCUAAAUCUUUGAAAGAAGUACGAGAGACGUGUUUGAAGAAUAGACAGGGUCUGAUUGAAUUCUUUGUAAAGGUGAAAAGGACUGGCUAAUUGCCAAGAUGCGACAUAGCAAAGCCCUGUAAGUUACACCAAUGGGGAUGAUACAGAAGCCAGAGAGACAGGGAGGCCCUACUUCUGCCCUAUCACCCUGCCCAUACUCUCCACCCUGUGGGGGCCGGUAGCAUUUGAGUGUGUAAAUUCUAGCGUUGGCAUCCACAGAGGAUAGUGAUCAAACACUGCACAGGCACGUGAUUGUGCGGGCAAAGGUGAGACUUAUGCUUUGAAAAUCGGACUGGCUGCUGACUGUGCAGGAAACAGCUCACGUACCAACCAGCGUAUACAGUGCGAACCAGAAAAAUGGGAUUCCUUCUCUGGGAUAGUGGAAACGGAAGGUCAGUGGUCUGCAGAAUGUCAUGCACAUAUGUGAUGUUUAAUAACAAGCAAUGGAGUUUGCUCACCCAAACCGAGGUACUUUGCAGUAUCUCUUUCCCAUGUUACGGUGGUUUCCCUUGAGAGUGAAAGAAGGGACCAGCAGAUUUGAAAUGCGCCUAUUGAUGAGUCUUCCAAUCUGACAACUCUGCACGGUGAGUCAGGAAUUUCUCAACGAACACACAGAAAAUAGAGGUGGACUAAGGCUAAACAGAGCCAGUUCCAACAAAAUGUUGGGGUCCCCCUGGAGAGUGUCCUCCUUCAAGCACCCCUCUGGGACAGACUUUCCCUCCCAGCAUCUCCAGAUAGACUCUUGUCUUCCACCCCUGGGUCUUUGGUCUUCCUGCCUUGCUAGGCUGUCCCAGAUCCCCUGGCAGCAAUCACCUAUUUGUUCUGUUGCCACUUGCUACUCUGCCGCUCACUGGUGCUCCCAGGUGUCUCUGUCCAUGAGGUCUAGAUCUCAAGGAUUCUGCCUAAAUCCACACGAGAAACAUAUAGCAAUUAUUUAAAUUUAAAAGCGCCAGGGUUGUUUGUUCUUAUAACAAACGGUUAGUGCCUCUUUCCCUCAGAGCUAGGGAUCAGUCCUAGCUAGGAGAAGCAUUUCCUCUUGAAAUGAAUGCCCACUCUUUUCUUUCUCUCUCUCUCUCUCUGAAGUUGCUUGGAGGAGGGGAGAUGGUUUUGGGAUGUUGCUACAUUAACGAAAUGAGGAACUUUGCUGGCUUAACUACCUGCUCCAGCUGGGGCGUCUGGUAAUGGGGAGGUCUUUUCCUUUGGACUUUUUGAGGAGGUGGCAGGGCUUGUGGCCAGGUCUGAUGGUGGAAGCGAAGCCUUCAGCAGAGUGACUUUCAUCCCGUCUCAGCUUAAUUACUGUUGUCUCAGCCGGAAUCAGCUUUUAGCAGGCUGGGAGUAAGAGACUAUACAGGCAACUGCGGGAUAUUUGUGGAAACUGUUCUUCCAUCUUAAAGGGGGAGGUGCAGGAAGAACGUAUGGGCUAAGGGCAUGAACCAUUCUGUAG